Molecule: messenger RNA, 4977 nt
Organism: Cladocopium goreaui
Lineage: Eukaryota; Dinophyceae; Suessiales; Symbiodiniaceae
Source: the annotation of a GenBank genome assembly
AUUGAGAUCAAAGAGACCAUCUUCAUUCCUUUUCAGUUGCAUCAUCUCAGAGUUCUUGCUGCCAUUCAUACUGGUAGCGGAGCUCCAGUGAAGGAGCAUCCAGGGGUUCAAUGACAACUGCAGCAGAAUCGACCGGCGCUGUGGGGGUCAGCAAUCAGCUGGCAUCUCUGGUUCCUUCAUUUGACCCUUCAAAGGAUGACAUGGUACAGUAUCAGCAGCGUGUUGAGUUGGUCAUGGCGGCCUGGCCCAAGACGAAGAUCACUGAGCUGGUCACCCGCCUCAUACUCAACUGCCAAGGCUCGGCAUUUGCGAAGCUGCAGCUGCACCAGUCGGAGCUUCUGACCGGCGAGGAAUCUUCGGUGAAGCGGCUGAUUGAGAUCCUAGGGGGUCAGUGGGGAAGAAUCCCUUUGGAGAAACAGUACCAGGAGGCGGAGGAAGCCAUUUUCCAUACCAUACAGCGAGCAGAUGAGUCGAAUGACAGUUUUCUGGCAAGGUCAGACGUCAUGUGGAGCAAACUUCUGGCUCGAAAACUGACGUUGGAAAGCCUGCAGGCUUACAUCACCUUGCGGGGUUCCUGCUUGUCGGCCGAGGACAAAAAGCGUGUGGUAAUGGAAAGUGAGGCUGAGGGAUCACUGACGAUGAAGAAAGUCAGUGAAGCCAUCCGUUUACUUGGUGCUGCAUUCUUUCAUGAUGUCACUGGUUUGAAGAAAGGUGCAAAGACGAAGGUGUAUGAUCAGACAGUACUUGUGAGUGAAACCCAUGAUGAUCCUUAUGAAAAUGAAGAUCCCCCUCAUAUGCCUGAAGAGAUGUUGAAUGAUGAGCAUUUGGAAGCUUUAGCAGCCGAAGGUGACGCUGAUGCUGCGUUGAUUCUGGACUUCGAACAAGCCGCUCAGGAUACGGUUCAGGAAGACCAAGAUCUGGCAGUGGCAAUGGUGUCCUAUCAACAGGCACGUCAUCGACUGCAGGAGCGCUUCAAGAAUCGAGGUUUCUUUCCAGCUCGUCCUUUCCCAAAUGCUGGCAAGGGGAAGGGGUCGUUCAACAAAGGAUUUGGGAAGGGCAAGGGGAGCAAUUCAUGGGACAAUCGACCAAAACGGUCACUCCAAGAUCGAAUCAUGAACAGUUCAUGCCGUCUCUGUGGGCAACGUGGCCACUGGAAGGCAGAGUGCCCUAUGCGUGGCACUUCAACAGGUUCAGCACCUUCGACAUCCGGUGGUAACACAGCACCCACCACAACUGUGAUAGCUGAUUCAGAAGCCAUGGACAGCUUGCCACUCGAGUUCGUGAAUCUCCCUGAUGAUUUGAUGCCAUCUCUUGACAUAGAUCAUGAGUAGUGCCCGGUCCAGUGAUGCGCAUCCGAUUCCGUGUACAGAUCAUCCAGUGCCUGAGCCGUUUUGCCAAUCGCAUUUUGCGAAGGAUGUCAAAAGAACAUCCAUCAGAUCCAACACCAUUCCAAUCAUGUCAGCCAGCCAGGACGUGCAGUGUGCUCUGUUUGCAACCCAUGGCACUCACGGUGUUUUAGACUUAGGAGCAUCGAAGACGGUGAUUGGAUCCAAUCAUGUUGCCGAUCUUUUGAAUGGCUUGGACCCUGCAAUCAAAGAGAAGGUCACCAAAACCAGUUGUGACAUUACUUUCAAGUUUGGCAAUGAGGGAGUUCUCCAUAGUAGCUAUGCAAUUGUUCUUCCGAUUGGUCGUCUCAAGUUGAAAGUAGCCAUUGUGAAGGGAGGUACCCCGCUUCUGUUGUCGAAUUCUCUGAUGAGAGCACUCGGAGCCAGGAUUGACUGCGAAAACCGUUGCCUCAUCAGCCCACUGCUGGAUUGUGAAGUUCCAUUAAAGCUCACUUCUCGGGGUUUGUUUCUCAUUGAUGUGAACAGCUUGGCAGUGGCAGCUAGGCCAACCUUGGAACAAUCCGUAGGUGAGCCCACGCAGAUUCAUCAGACCUUUGUGACCGUCCGCCAGAAGGAAAAGAUAGCAGGAUCAGUGCCAGUUCAGCAGGAUCAAUAUCAAUCACCAUCACCUCUUCAGGUGCCAUUUCCAUUCAGUGAAUCCAAGGGAGAGCCACAUGACACUCUCAACGUUCAUGCGACCCAACCUGAAACCAUGGUAGCUGUGCUGAAGUCUCAAAGUCAUCCAAGUCCCAGUGAAUCCACCGAGUGUCCAACCCUUCCGGCCGUAGACCAUGACCAGAAGGUGCAGUUCGGGCAGAAGCAUCUGGGACGCCCCUUUCAUCAAGUUUGGGAGGAAGAUCAAGAGUGGAUCUCGUUCAUAGCCAGCAAGUAUGCCGAGUCCACCAAGAUGUCUCACCGGUUGAUCGUUCGGUACAUAACUCUUCGUGUGGAACAACACGAACGCAGUCAAACACCGAUUCGUGUUGCCCCACCGGCCGAGUCCCAAGCUGCGUCCAGCCAGCUGCCCAUGAGUCUCCGUCCCGUUCCCAAGAUCAAGGCCAAGCCAAAGGCGGCCAGCCAGAUCCCUCACUCCGAGAUCGUGCAUUUGCCAGACAUGGAGGCAGAAGAGGAAGAGUGGAAUUUAGGGACGUACCAGAGUGGAUAUACGGAACCAACCCCCAUGAAUGCCGACAUGAUGGCCAUGCAGACUCGCAUGUUGCAUCUCGAGAAUGCAUUGACCCAAGUGAUCCAGCACAUGGAACACCAAGCGGGCAUCCAUCAGCCAGUGCCCGAGGACCAGGUGGCAUUUGAAAAGCAUUGGGAGAAGUUUGAUCAAUUAUCCCAUCGACAGCUGGUCAGGAGAUCACUGCCAGCGGAGGGUGAACCCGAGGGUCCCGAACUCCCCAGUGACCUUACUCAUAUCCAGAACCAAAUCGACAGAAUGAAUCAACUUCCCACGAUUGAUGAACAUGUCCCAUUGGAAAACAUUGAGGAGCCCAUCGAGUCACCAGCCCACAUGCCAGAACCAGCGGUGGCCCGAGAACGCCUUGGGAGCACAGCCGAAUCACUUGCACAGCCAGAUCAGGAGCCAGAAAUUAAUAGUCACCAGCCAUCCAUCAAUUCUCAAGAAUCUGGAUCCGAUUCAGAACAGACCACAGUUCAACUUUUGUGCAUCGAUGAUGAUGAUGAAGUUUAUUUUUCAACUGAGCACCCUGAUUUUGCGUUUCGCUGUGAAUUCGAUGUGCCUGCUCAUGCCGUGCCCAAAGAUGCCAAUGCGGAGAGUGAUCAAGUUGCAUGGACUCUGCUGUCCAGCGGCAGUGCCAAACAACGCACCGAAGUAAAAAUGUCAGAACUCACCCCUCAAGAAAAGACUCUUUUUGAACAAGCCAAACAAAAGGAAAUUGACAAUUGGAUCCAAACCAAUACCAUCACCAAAGUUUUGAAGAAUCAGAUUCCACUCGAACAGGUCAUGCGCAGUCGAUGGAUUUUAACCUGGAAGCCACUAGAUGAUGUCAAUCAAGAUGAGAUUUCCCAAAGGUGCUCUAGUAAGACCCAUAAACCCAAGGCACGUCUAGUUGUCCUAGGAUACCAAGACCCCAAGAUAGAUGAAAUCCCCAGAGAUAGUCCCACCCUUGGUAAGACAGCUCGCAUGAUCAUCCUCCAAGCCAUCGCCUCACAUGGAUGGCAACUAAUGUCAUUCGACAUCAAGGCGGCGUUUCUUCAGGGUCGACCACAAUCCGACCGCAUCAUGGGCUUAGAUCCAGUUCCAGAGCUGCGGCGAGCCAUGGGUAUGCAACCCCAUGAAAUAGGCAAGCUCAACAAAAGUGCAUACGGAUUAAUCGACGCCCCAUACUUGUGGUAUUGUGCUUUGGUUUCUGAACUGACGUCACUAGGAAUGGAGGUAAGCCCCUUUUGUCCUUGCACAUUCGUACUUCGUGAUAAAACUAAUCCCCAAAAAUUAUCUGGUGUACUUGGCAUUCACGUUGAUGAUGGAGUUUGCGGGGGCAAUCAGGAAUUCCAAGAGCUUAUCAAGAAACUUGAAGAAAAGUAUCCAUUCGGUUCAAAGAAAUUGGGAUCCUUCACUUUCACGGGUAUUGACCUCACCCAAAUGGAAGAUUAUAGUAUAAUCUUGAGCCAAUCCCAGUAUGUGAGAAAGAUUAAACCUAUCCCAAUUGACAGUCAAAGAAAGUUUCAGGUAGAGGCCGAUGUCACGGAAUCAGAGCGAGGACACCUACGUGGACUCGUAGGUUCCCUCCAAUAUGCAGCAGUGAACACACGACCUGACCUAUCCAGUAGACUAUCCAUGUUGCAAUCAUCAAUCAACAAAGCCAAAAUCGAAACACUCCUAGAAGGGAAUCGUUUACUGCAUGAGGCAAAGAAACAUCAUGAUGUGACCAUUCGAAUCAGACCCAUACCUGUUGAAGAUUUUCGGUUCAUGGCAUUUUCCGACGCUUCAUUCGCAUCCCAAAGAAAGCCCGAUUCACACACAGGUCUAGUCAUUGUUGGCACCCACAAGUCUAUUUGUGAGAAUAUCCAGUGUCCUAUCAGCCCGAUCACAUGGGGUUCCAAGAAAAUUCAGAAGGUAGUGACGAGCACCCUAGCGGCAGAGACAGUGUCCCUUGCUGCAGCACUAGACCAACUUGGAUGGCUUCGCCUGUUUUGGGGAUGGCUCCAUAAUCCUGACACGAAUUGGCGUAAUCCUGAGGAAUCCCUUUUAAAGAUUGAGCCUGCCAUCUCAGUACCAACACUGCCUGAAUUUUCCGACUUGGCAGUCACUGAUUGCAAGAGUUUAUACGACCUAGUAACAAGGACAGCACCACCGUCAUGCACGGAAUUUAGAACACAACUCAUGGCCCGAUCCAUAAAAGAAUCCCUCAAGGAGGGUAUCCAACUAAGAUGGGUCCAUGGUGGUGCCCAACUGGCUGACGCACUGACAAAGAUAAUGCAAGCCAACUUUCUCAGAGCCACUCUCAAAAUAGGAUACUACAGAUUGCAUGACGAAGACUCCAUUCUCAGGAGCCGUGCCCAGACCCGCGAUCGAAUCAAAUGGCUUAAGGAAAGCCCAUCAGAUCCGCUUUUGAACCAAAAUUGA